This is a messenger RNA of Morchella importuna, 1488 nucleotides long. RefSeq lists its product as uncharacterized. The coding region runs from base 1 to 1488 and encodes 495 amino acids. Lineage: Eukaryota; Fungi; Ascomycota; Pezizomycetes; Pezizales; Morchellaceae. The record is from RefSeq and is a predicted model, not a curated record. The transcript is spliced from 3 exons.
AUGCCCUGGAGUCUGCACUCCCCAUUCCUUAACCCCCGCGACACCGAUACGCCCUGCAGCCCCCCGCUCUACACCGCCACCACGCCGUCCCCACUGGCAACACCACGCGAGCCCGAGGACGACGGCUUCUUCGGGUACAUCUCGCCCGUCGACCCCUCCCCCUCCCCACCGAGGCCCCCGCUACGGUCACCAACACCACCACCACCCCCGCCCCCACCACGGCCACGCCACCGCCGCAGGAACACGCGCCGCCGUGAAAGGUUGCCGGAGCAGGAGGAGCUGUCGGAGAGGGCCAGGAGUCUGCUGGAUGCUGCGAGGGUGGAAUGGAGGAGGGGGCAAAGGGGGGUGAGGAGGGGUGGGGGGGACGUUUCGAUUGUGACGCGAGAGGAGGUGAGAGGGCAGGCAGAAACACCACCGUUGCCGCUGUCCACGGUGGUGGAUAGGACGUCGGUUCACGGUAGACGCGGCCAGAUCCAGCGCCGGACCAGCGACGCGGCAGGGGAGGGGGAGCUGGCGGCGUCCCACCCCCCGCGGAGGUCUGCGGACGGAAGGCGGCGGACGGAAAGCGUGAGGGACCCGUCGCCGGAGAUGGAUGAUUACAAUGGGGUCAUGACGCGCAUGCCGUCGCCGGAUGUCACAUGGCCGCCGCCGCGCUUACCGGUCCCGCGGAUGCUUUUGGCGGGGACCGUGAUGGAAAGGGAUAUGGAGGCCACAGUUCCGAGAAGACAAAGAGCACCUUCGCCAGAUGUCUACGACCCCUUCCCUGUACCCUGGCCAGAGAGUGGGCCAUAUGAAGGUUUCCGGAGUGCGUUUUGGCUGGAUGGAGAUGACGGGAUCAUGACGAGGAUGCCGUCACCGGUUAUGACACCAUUCCCGGGUACAAGGGCAUCAGUGGUAACAGUCCCGCCGCAGCAAAGAGAGACAGAGCUGUACCUAUCAUCUCCUCGGUGGCUCGGUCCAUUAGACUUCACCCCGCCGCCGGUUACGCCGUCGCGAUGGCCGGUGGUGCUCGAGAGCCCAAACCCAAAUACAAAUCCCGAGCCGAAGGCAGAAUUAGAGCCUAUCACAAAGCAAGAAAGGGAACCGGAACCUGAGCUAGAGCCGGAAUUGGAACUGACACUCCUAGCUACUGCUGCGCUGCUGGAGAGCGUGGCAUCUGACCUCGCGGCUGGCACUCGCCGCUUGGCGUGGAGGAGGAUUGAGAGGGCGCUUGGUGCCCUCCGAGACCUCCAUAUUGUAGGCGCAGGCGCCGGGAGUUCAGACGCUGGAGAAAGGGUAGGCGGGGGUGAAGGUGGGGGGUGUAUAAUAUGCUACUCCCGCCCCGCUAACAGCGUGUUUCGCCCAUGUGGGCACCUUGUUCUCUGUUCGGAAUGUGUAGUAUCCGAGCAGGUCGGUGGCGGGCCUAGUGGGAAAUGGCCGGUUGUGUUCUGUCCCGUGGCACACUGUGGGGCUGUGGUGGAGACGGCGGUCAAAGUGUUUCGGGGGUGA